Messenger RNA from Oncorhynchus nerka (sockeye salmon), 4409 nucleotides. Its product is annotated as syntaphilin-like. Gene Ontology annotation, biological process: neuron differentiation. Gene Ontology annotation, cellular component: mitochondrion; cytoplasmic microtubule. The transcript is spliced from 9 exons. The coding region runs from base 1 to 2613 and encodes 870 amino acids. The record is from RefSeq and is a predicted model, not a curated record. Lineage: Eukaryota; Metazoa; Chordata; Actinopteri; Salmoniformes; Salmonidae.
AUGGCCAUCCCUGGCUCCUGCCAGCUUGUUAGCACAGAGCACGAAGCUGAAACAUCUGUAGUUAUCACCAAGGAAGUCAGCAGGCUGGCUGUCACUGCAGAGCUGAAGCUGCAGAGUGAGAGAGAGACACAGAGAUAUACGAAAAGAGAGGGCGAGAGAGGCUGUCUGGCUCCAUGUCUGCCCCUGCGCCUUCCACCCGGAGGUCUGUGUCGGGCUCACGCAGGGGAUUAUCAUCUCCUGGGAGAGCUGAGGCUCAGUUUUGCGUCAGUCCCAUCAGCUGCUGAGCUCCAUAAGCGAUUCAACCCUCUGAAGGCUCUGCAGCCCAAACGGCGCUUGCAGCAAAUGCUGCCGUCCUCCUCGCCCGUGUCUGUACCCGUGCCCGCGCCCCCUGCAUGCACCAAACAGAAUUGGUGGUACAGUGACACAUCACUACCUCCUCACUGUAAUAGCUUGUUGUAUUUGGUCAGGUUUGACUACUGCAGGUUCAUAGAGCUAGACUACAUUCCAAUGGAGACAGACUAUAUGGUUUCAAUGCGCCCAACAGAACGAGGAUAUCUCACUACCAAGUCUCCGGAGCGGCACUGUCGAAGGACAGCUGCCCCAGUCAGCAACAGAGAUCCCUAUGGCAACGCCUCUCUCAGCAGCAGCAGCACUAACUCUGGCUCCUGCAAGGGCAGUGAUUGCAGCCCCACCAAGGGGCGUCACAUGAAGGCAUACGCCUCAUGUACAGAUAACCAUGGCAUCCGCCCCCCUCCCCCAGAGCAGUACCUCACACCCCUGCAGCAGAAGGAGGUGUGUAUCAGACACCUGCGGGCCCGCCUCAAGGAGUCAGUCGACAGGCUGCAGGACAGGGACUCUGAGAUCGAUGCUUUGAAGACCCAGCUGUGUCGGAUGCAGGAGGACUGGGUUGAAGAGGAGUGUCACCGCGUGGAGGCCCAGCUAGCCCUGAAAGAGGCGCACAGGGAGAUCCAGCAGCUCAAGGAAGUGGUGGACGUGGUGCGCACCAACCUCAGCUCCAGCGACUCCACCGACACCGGCGUCCAGAAAUACUUCCAGGACAUCAAUGCCCAGAACCUCAAGCUGGAGAACCUGCUGCUCAGCAUGGAGCUGGCUCAGAAUGGGGUGGCCAAGGAGCAGGAGGCUGCUGCAGCAAGAGGAGUGACAGGGGGGUCUCGGGCUGGGAGGCCUGGGACUGCGGGGUCAUGGCCUGGGAGUAGUCCCGCUGCAUCAGGGACUGGGGGGGGUGGCUCCAAGAGUCUGUGUGGGUCCUGUGACGGCUCCCCCGCCCGUUCUCUGACCCAAAGCUCUACCUACACCAAGCUGAGCGACCAUGCACUGGGGGAUAAGAACGGGAACGGCCUGUCAGGGGAAGAGAACCAUGACAGCGGCUUUGUGUGCUGUGGGGAGAGUCACAGUGCAGCCAGCAGUCACAGGGCAGACAGCAGUCACAGGGCAGACAGCAGUCACAGGGCAGACUUACUCCUGGAGGCAGCCUUCCUAUCUGAAGAGACAGCCUCACUGCUCAGCACCUACUCCCACCUGCCAAAGUCCUCCACCUACGAGAAGCUGUGCACCGGGCAGGACAGGGUGGUGCCCCUGCGCUGUGCCAUGGGUGGGGCGGGCAGCACCAACCACUCCUGUCUGUCCCACCACCACCUGUACCUGCACCACCUCAGGGAGCAGGCCGUCCAGACAGAGAGCUGCCCCGUCCCGGUGGGGUUGGGCUACGCCUCUGACCUGGACACCAUCACCGAGCGCACCUUCCGCUCUCAGGCCUGCAGCCCCACCUCCACCUGGGUCUCAGAUGAGGGAGACGACCUGGACUCAGUUACCAUGACGUCAGUCACCAUGACAACUCUCACAGCUACAACAGCUGAGCCCGCUCCUGGUACUCCUUUAACCAGCUCUGCCUCUGUCUCCUGUGCAGUGGAAAUGGCCUCCCUAUCAGUGAAGGAGGAUGGGAAGAUGGUGGGACAGUUGGAGAGGCAUAUAGAGGUAGUGGGGGAGGGUGCAGUGGGGAUGGUAGAGUUAGGCAAGCAGCAGGAGGAGGAGGAUGUGGGGUUGGUACAGUUGUGUAAGCAGGAGGAGGUAAAGGUGCUGGGGUUGGUGAGGGAGGGGAAGCAGGGGGAGGUCCGGGAGUUAGAUCUAUAUAAUCAGAGGGAGGAGGUUUUGGAGGUGAAGAAUCAGAGAGCGGUUGAGGAGGUGAGGUCAGUGGAGGUGGGGGAGCGGCCCCACACCUCCCAGCCCAGGAGCAGCUCGCUACAGGAGAUAGCUGGGGUGACAGUGGUGGAGGUUGAUGAUGAUGAAGAGGCUGAGGUUCAGGGAGCAGUAGGGGGAGCAGAGGAGUCUACCUCUUCUGAGUCUGGACCCGCAGUGAAGAGCUACUGGAGCCGCCACUUCCUGGUGGACCUGCUGGCAGUGGCUGUGCCCGUGGUUCCCACGGUGGCAUGGCUGUGCCAGGGGGCACGGCGCGAAGGACUGCCAAUUUACCACUUCGGCUCACUGCUGCGUGGCUGCUGCACAGUGGCCCUCUCCUCCCUGCGCAGGGGCGGGGGAGUCAGGCACUACCCCGCGGGCACAGGUGGGGGAGCCAUGGGGGGCACAGAGAUCUGAGACAGGCCCCAUGACAGCCUGGGAACUGCACACACACAGCACUGCCCUCUCUGGUCCUGGGUCCUGGGUUUGUCCUCCACCUGAAGUACUGGGUAAAGAAAGGAGGGGAGCGAUGAUUUUGAAUAAAUUAUUCUGAAGACAGGACAGCCCCAGCAAACCAUAUAACCCUCUCUGGUGGUGGCCUCUUCCACCUCUUCUGCUAGACUGAGAAGGGACACCAGGAUGUGUUGAACUGGCACUAAAUGGUAGAACUGAACAGUUCAAUGGAUACUGAAUGGCCGGAGUGUGACUGAUGGGGAUUGUAACCACUCUCUCUUGUGUGCAGGGAGACUGAAAGGUCUGUCCGUCACUGUGGCUCCCUUUAUUGGUCCAGUUCCAUUUUGACUCGUGUGUAAGAAAUGUGUGUGAUCACACGACAUGUGUGUUGUGAGUGUGCAGCAUGUGUGUUCUUCUCUGUGUUGUAUUGCGUUGUGUAGCCAAAGCACCUAGGUGUCUGGAGGCAAUCGCAGCCAUGGCUGUGCAGUAGUUGGUAUGCUCAUUUACGAGUGAAUGACUGAAGUCUUGACACAUGGCAGUUGCCCCCUAAAGGUACCAGGCAAGCUGCUGCUGUACAUUUCUGCUUCCUGUCACUGGUGUCCUAGAUUAACAAUCACUCUUGUAGCAUUCAGUCCAUGUCCGUCGUCCAAGUGUUAGUCAUUCCAGACCCAUGAACCAGAAACAUCUCAAGAAGGAAGCAAAUAGAAAUAUAAUAAUUGAAACUAAGUUUAUUUUUCUUUCAAAAAUAGGAAAGGGAUUAUGGACUUUGUUGUUCUUGGGGUGUUUGCAGUGUCAUGCCUGAGUUGGAAGAAUCUGAGUGUCUUAUUGUUUAGAGCUGUAAUGGAUGUAGUCAUUGACGUGAAAUAGUUGAAAGGCUGAGCAAGGACUGUACUGUAAUGUUUAAAUAUAAGUCUUUGUUAGCGAUUUCUGAGCCAAACAAGUGCUAACUGAUGUCCACAAGAUUGUGAUGCAACCAACAAGAACAGUCCUUUGAGUUGAAGUACAUUGAGUUCUUUAGAGAAGAAACAGGAUAGAUCUUAUUUCUUUAGUAAUUUAUUAACAAUGUUUUGCACUAUUAUUCACUUUAUGAGGUUAAGCAACUACUUGAAGUCAAGUUUGUGUGUUUCCAAAGUGGAAUGCGGCCACAGUUUUGCUUCGGAGGUUUUUUUGCGUUCAAAUAUACUUUCUCACAGAUACAACUGUCUAAUGGAAUAUGUUUCAAAGUAAAAGUGCCGUUUUUCUUUGAACACUGAAAACUGUUGCCUUCCGUCCAUAACUUUCUUUUCCUGUAGUGUUUUAGCCGUAGGGAAUAUCCUUCUCAAAAUGUUUCGCUGCUUUCUGGAAUGUGCGUUGGAUGUGCAUUUGUGGUGUUGUUUCUCUUAUUCCCCUUAAUUUCUGCUGCUUGACAAUCCCUUCUGUGCGUGUUUCUGCUGAUUUGACCUCCUCGCGAUGACUUCCAGCACCUAUGAAUUGUGAAACACACGAGCAGCACUGACAAAAUAGAUUGAGUGGUGAAUUAAUGAAAUGCUUGGGAGUUGUCUUACACACUUUUCAACGUCGUCAUGUGCUUUAGAUUUGAACACUUUCCACAACCCUGUUGGAAUUUUGUAUUGUGUCUUGAUAUUGUGCGUUGCUGUAGCUCUUCCCCAUCUUAUUUCAUCAUCAUGACCUGUGAAUGGUCCCCCUGCCAUUUGUAAAGCCUGCUUGGUGUAAGUGGUUCAGGAAGCCUCUGCAUUUUUUAAAUUAAAAGCCAUACCCCC